GUGUACAACUUUAUAUAGACAUUAUCGAGAUUUCAGCCAAAUACGUUAUCAUAGUUGCUGUGCCCCUCGCAAAGCAGGUUCCACUUAUACAUUACCUUUGCCAUCAAAAACCCAGUUUUCGACUAUAAUGGCUUCACUAACACGCGGAAUCUUUAUUGUCGGCGCCAAACGAACUCCAUUUGGCACGUUCGGAGGAAAAUUGGCUGGAAAAACUUGCGUUGAUUUGCAAGAAACAGCGGCUAAAGCUGCCCUCUCUGCCGCCAAUGUCAAUCCCGAACUUGUUGAUUCGGUCAUCAUUGGAAACGUUCUGAGUUGCUCAUCAGUAGAUGCACCAUACAUAUCUAGACAUGUUUCACUCCGGUGUGGAAUUCCUAUUCCCACACCAGCUUUGACAGUAAACAGACUCUGUGGCUCUGGAUUCCAAUCCGUGAUUAAUGGUGCACAUGAUAUUCUGAUGGGAGAUUCUCAAAUUGUAUUGGCUGGUGGAUCAGAUUCCAUGAGUCAAGCACCUUAUGCUGUGAGAGGGAUCCGCUUUGGUACAAAGUUGGGAGUUGAUAUUAAAUUGGAAGAUAUGAUGUGGGCUGCCUUGACAGAUUUCCACUGCAAGACUCCAAUGGGAAUCACAGCUGAGAAUUUGGCAGACAAAUACAAAAUCACUCGUGAAGAUGUAGACAAGUUUGCCCUAAGGUCUCAAAUGAAUUGGAAGAGUGCGCAUGAAAAUGGAAAUUUUAAGGCUGAAUUGGCUCCAGUAGCUCUUGAAAUCAAAAAGAAACCUUUUUCUUUUGACACUGACGAACAUCCGCGAGUGCAGACAACGUUGGAGAUGUUGGCCAAGUUGCCUCCGGUCUUCAAGAAAAAUGGAACUGUCACUGCUGGCACUGCUUCAGGCAUUUGUGAUGGCGCCGGGGCCAUUAUUUUAGCAAGCGAAGAAGCUUGCAAAACUCACAACUUGAAGCCGCUAGCUCGUCUAGUUGGGUAUGGAAUUGCUGGUGUUGAACCCACUAUCAUGGGAAUCGGUCCGGCCCCUGCCAUCCGUAAAGUGUUGGCCAAAGCCAAUUUGCAGUUGAAGGAUAUCGAUACGGUUGAAAUCAACGAAGCUUUCGCUGCGCAGACUAUCGCCUGUCAACGUGAACUCGACUUGGAUCCUGAAGUUCUUAAUGUUAGCGGAGGAGCAAUCGCUCUUGGCCAUCCACUAGGAGCAUCUGGGUCGCGUAUCACCGCUCAUUUGGUUCACGAAUUGGGACGCCGCAAACUUAAAUACGCUAUUGGCUCAGCGUGUAUUGGUGGCGGCCAAGGAAUAGCAUUGCUCCUAGAGGGAAUUCACUAAUCGAAUUCUUUUUUCUGAACAAUGCGACCAUGAAUGCAAACGCAUUCAAGUAACAAUGCAAUUAAAUGUGGGUGAAAUUAUGAAAAACGAUAGCAAAUGUAUAUUCACCCAUUAUGCGGAACAAUACAAGAAUAUUACAAUUUA
Messenger RNA from Daphnia carinata, 1471 nucleotides. RefSeq names its product 3-ketoacyl-CoA thiolase, mitochondrial-like (gene yip2). Bases 128 to 1327 code for a protein of 399 amino acids. Gene Ontology annotation, molecular function: acetyl-CoA C-acetyltransferase activity. The transcript has 7 exons. Gene Ontology annotation, biological process: fatty acid beta-oxidation. NCBI's taxonomy places the organism in Eukaryota, Metazoa, Arthropoda, Branchiopoda, Diplostraca, Daphniidae. The record is from RefSeq and is a predicted model, not a curated record.